Messenger RNA from Thyridium curvatum, 1254 nucleotides. RefSeq lists its product as uncharacterized. The transcript is spliced from 4 exons. The coding region runs from base 1 to 1254 and encodes 417 amino acids. The record is from RefSeq and is a predicted model, not a curated record. NCBI's taxonomy places the organism in Eukaryota, Fungi, Ascomycota, Sordariomycetes, Thyridiales, Thyridiaceae. Gene Ontology annotation, molecular function: oxidoreductase activity.
AUGGCUCUGACCACACAAAAGAUCCCCCAUCACUUGCUCUCCCUGUUCGGAACAGGAGCUGGCCCUAGUUCUCUUCAAAAGGCGUGGGACGGCAAUGCAAACUACCAGCGGCACGCCCUGAAACCUCACGACAGAGUGCCCGAGGAGCUCAGGGACUGGGCCCAUGCCGAGCAGUAUCUCGGAAACGAGAAGUACUAUCCCGACUUCCUGGUCUUCUUCCAGCGUGAAAUGGAACGGCAUGGCUGGGAGCACGUCGUCAACGAGCACCUUUUCAAGCGCGAUGCCAAGGCCGAGGACCUGCUCGUGAGAUUGUUUGGCGGAUUCCUCCACCCCCUGAUCCAGCUCAUGUACGGCCUGGAGUGGAAGCAGCCCGCCAUCGUCGCGGAGGCCCUGGCCCAGACCUGCGUCCACAAGAACGACCUCCGCGAGUUCCUGAUGGUCUCUGAGCAGAACGCGGCCGCCUCCUCCUCGGCCGCCAUGCCACCCAUCCUGUCCCUCUACGAGGCCGUCCGGAACGACCCCAAGCUCGCCGCCGCAGCCCACGACGGGGACGCCAACAAGGUCCGCGACGGCGUCCUCGUGCGCGCCAAGGACGAGAUCAUCAAGGUCGCGAGCCGGGUCAGGGUGCGGCCCGAGGAGCUCGACGCGCGCACGGCCGAGAUGUUCAACGCGGCCGUCCUGGUCGCCGCCAGCGCCGCCGUCCACCCGCCCAAGUAUCCCAAGUUCGACUUCUUCCUCAUGCACCACGUCAACUCGGCCCCCAUCUUCCUCACCGUCAACGCCGCGCCCUGGAUCGCCGCCGCGGACAAGGCGCGCAUCCUCGAGUGGAAGAUCCGCAUGGACCUCCUGCAGUACGCCGCGCGCGCGGCCCCGCCCGCCUCGCUCGACCGCAUCGCGUCGUACACGCCCCGCGACGACGACGACCACGGCCGGACCGUCGCGCCGCCGCACGCCCGCCCCGUGCAGAGCUCCGGGGAGCGCCUCGCGGGCAUCGCGGCGCGCCUGCACGACCUCGAGGACGACGGGCACGCCAUCAAGCUCGCCCGCGCGACGGCGAUCUGCCGGCAGCUCACGGAGGGGGGGGAGGGGGGGCGGUUCGAGAACGACGAACGGCUCCGGAUCAAGGGGGAGGAGAUGUGGGACAGGCUCCUCCGCUUGAUUGUCGACUCGGUGACGGCGCCUGGGGCGAAGUGGGUGAGGACCACCGGGUUGGAGACCGCUUGGAAGGACGUUCCGGACCAGCCCAAGUUGUGA